Coccinella septempunctata (seven-spotted ladybird) is the source of this 2047-nucleotide messenger RNA. RefSeq lists its product as uncharacterized. NCBI's taxonomy places the organism in Eukaryota, Metazoa, Arthropoda, Insecta, Coleoptera, Coccinellidae. The coding region runs from base 480 to 1952 and encodes 490 amino acids. The record is from RefSeq and is a predicted model, not a curated record. The transcript has 3 exons.
UAACACAUUUUUAUGGUUCAUUUGAUCACUUGAUGUUAAUAAUAUUUUUAUGUAUUCAAAAAGUAGUCUGGGAAAAUAGUUGUAAUUUUUUGAUUGAUUGUCAAAAGACGACAGGAAAAUAAAUAAUUGUAAAAAUCGUAUUUUUACUUGAUUUAAACUGUUAAAAAUUCGUACAGUUUAUUGUGGUCCUUCGUAAAAAGUAUAUUGAACUGCGCUAUGGAGAAGAAAGAAAAUGGAGAAGCAGCACUUCGAAGAAGUUUGAGAGUAAACAAGGGUAUUCCACCGAUUCGAUUAGGUGCAGAUGUUGGCAAGAGCGGACUGGUCUCGGGGAACAUGAGUGAUAAAAUGUUGUCUAGGAAUGGCCAGAAUUAUGAAGCUGAAAGGGCAAAAUCUGUUGAUUUGAAUCAGUUGGUGGUGAGUCCAUUAGAUCCAUUGUUAGAAAAAGAGUAAGAAGCACUACGUCAAGACUGAAUUUGGAAAUGGAAGCUCUACGAUUGAAAGAAAGGUUCGAAAAUGAGGAGUGCAUGGAACGAUUGCGAAUGAUUCAAAGCAAAAAAGAAAUAGCUUUCAAAGAAUUGGAGCUGAAGAUGAAAAUGCUCGAAGAGGAAGGUGUCACUGAUGAUGGUUCACAAGGCACUAUGUCUGAAAGAAGUAUGUAUAGAGAUCAAGAUCAGGUGAGAAAUUGGAUACGUAAAUGUGAUCCUGACCGAGUGGCAAAUUCUGAAAGGAAGCCAGAUCCAGUCUUUCCUUGGGAAGGAAAGUUUGAAGAGAGGUCUGAUGCUUUUUUAAAUAUAGUAGAACAGUGCACUAAAAACACAGAAAAUGUAACAAAAGUACUAGAACGUCAAAAACUAAAAGAGCUACCUUUGUUUUCAGGAGAGCUCACAGAGUGGCCUCUUUUCUUUAGCGAAUUUAAGAGAUCUUCUGAGGUUUAUGGUUUGAAUGAUUACGAUAAUUUAUUGAGGUUGGAUAGGAGUUUGAAAGGCAAAGCACGUGAAACUAUCAAACCACUUUUGAGUUCACCUGAAAAUGUAAGCAAAAUUAUGAAAAUGUUAGAAAUGAACUUUGGCAGGGCUGAUUGGAUAAUAUUGAGUUUAAUGGAAAAGGUUAAAAAAUUUGGGUUUGUCAAAGAAGAUAAAUUAGAUGUUUGCAUUGCAUUUUCGAAUGCUAUUAAUAAUUUAGUUACGACUAUGAGAAAUAUUAAUUGCACAUUGUAUUUGUUCAAUCCUGAACUUAUGGCAAUAAUUGUAGAGAAGCUUGCUCCGAUACAGAAGUACAAUUGGGGUAAGUGCAAGUUGCAAAGAGACAAAGAGGGAUUACCAACUUCGUUAGAAGACUUCGCGGCAUGGUAUGAGGAUGAAAUAGGAGCAGUGGCAUCGAUUUCUAAUCCAAUUUCAAAAUCAAAGGUGAACUUUAAGAAAGAAACAAUUUUCACUUUGAAAAAUAAGUCUGACAAAAUUUUCGACAAAAAAUCAUGUCCAGUCUGUAAAGAAGACGGACAUAAUGUGGGGAAUUGUAAAACAUUCCUCGAAAAAACAAUUGUAGCACGCAGAAAAGCUGCUUCAGACCUGAAAUUAUGCUUUUCUUGUUUAUGUUUAGGACAUAGUUAUAAACGCUGUUAUAAGAAGACGAGAUGUGGCGUAAACGGAUGUUCUGGAAAACAUCAUCAUUUGGUUCACCUGGCGGUACCUCCGAAUGAAGAAACGUUGGCCCACGAAAAUUCAUCCUUCUGUGGCAAGCUGUCAACAGAGAAGCAGUCUGUUCUUCUGAGAAUAGCAGCCGUUGUUCUUCGAGGACCGAGCAAGGAAGUGACAACUUUCGCUCUUUUUGAUGAGGGCUCGACCUGCUCUUUGGUAGAAGAACAGCUAGCCAGUGAGUUGGAAUUGUCAGGUCCCAUAGUUCCCGUGUGUUUUCAGUGGACAAACCAGGAGUGGAUUUUUUCGGACCUAUGACGGUUUCAAUAGGAAGGAGAGUGGAAAAACGGUAUGGUGUGCUUUUCACAUGUCUCAGUAUAAGAGCUGUCCAUAUUGAAAUAGCAGCAUCUCUG